Molecule: messenger RNA, 1242 nt
Organism: Salmo salar (Atlantic salmon)
Lineage: Eukaryota; Metazoa; Chordata; Actinopteri; Salmoniformes; Salmonidae
Gene: gp9
Product: glycoprotein IX platelet
Source: RefSeq, a predicted model, not a curated record
GUUCUCACACACUCUGUAGCCGUUACAUAUGUCCUGUGGAGAUUCUGACAGUUAAACAUGUCUGUUAUAAAAUGGAGAGUAGUGGCUGACUGGAAGGACAUCUUCUAGAACUCUAGACCUUCUAGAGCAGCACUGGACAGAACACCUGGCGAGCACAGGCCUCAAUGAUGAGUGGAAUUACAAUAACUACCUUCUACGUUGUCUUGACACUGAAAGAAUGCUCUUAGGUUCAGGGAUAGCCAUCCUCCUCCUCCUGGCCACUUCCAGUGCACAGCCCAGCCAAAAGCCCUGCCGGUGUUCAGCUCUCCAGCCUUCAGGACUACAGGUUAACUGCAGCUCCAUGAGCCUCAUGGAAGUGCCCCCUCUCUCUCCAGACACCACAGAGCUCUACCUCCAGGACAACCAGCUGUUCACAGUACCCUCAGGGCACUUUGACAGCCUGCAAGACCUGAGGAGGGUCACCCUGUCUGGGAACCCUUUCCACUGCGACUGUGGCAUCUUGUUCCUGAGGACCUGGCUGAGGAGGAACUGGGCUGUCGUGUCUGGUGGGGUGCCCACCUGUGCCAGCCCCAGUGGUGUGGCACACACAGAGAUCACUGCACUCAGUGAUGCCUACUUCUCUUCCUGUGCCCAGCGAAGCUGUGCAGGGUGGGUGUAUGACACCAUGGUGGGGGUGAUGCUGUUUGGGCUCAUCGGCCUGCUGCUGUGGGGUUUGAGGCUGGCCAAGAACUCCACCUUCACUCUGGACAUUGAUCAGAGACACGCAGGGUUGGAGGUGGACUCUCUGAGGUCGCUGAAGCCCAAACACAGGAGGCUCCAGAGGACUCUGUCUGAGGAGAGGGAGAACUCAGCCUCUCUCAGCUGGACAAACGACCCAGAGAGACCGCUGAUUAACAUGGAGAUAUUGCCACAAAUACUGGACGUAUUGCACAAGAAACACAAUAUAAAGAUAAAGACAAUAUAAGAUUUGGGAUGAUUGUCGGGGACCAUGGGGUGACUGGGGAUUUUAAACCUAAGCUGGUGAUUGAGUGUUUUACUCUCUGUUGGAAUACCCUUUAUCAGACUAUUUUGACUCAUGCCUUGAAUUGAAUUUUUUUGUCAUGAAGCCUGUAAAAUCAUGCUCUGGAACUAAUGUCUCCCAUUGUUGUUAUGUAGCAGAUUGUUAUGUGUUUUACACUUGUACACUGUAUCUCUCCAAUACAAAUAAAUGUAAUUGAGUAUAAAGUGCUCACGUCAAACACA